Xiphophorus hellerii (green swordtail) is the source of this 3002-nucleotide messenger RNA. It is a transcript of the gene igsf21a, whose product is annotated as immunoglobin superfamily, member 21a. Gene Ontology annotation, cellular component: adherens junction. NCBI's taxonomy places the organism in Eukaryota, Metazoa, Chordata, Actinopteri, Cyprinodontiformes, Poeciliidae. The transcript is spliced from 10 exons. The record is from RefSeq and is a predicted model, not a curated record. The coding region runs from base 291 to 1775 and encodes 494 amino acids. Gene Ontology annotation, biological process: homophilic cell-cell adhesion; heterophilic cell-cell adhesion.
GGGAGAGGAGAGAGGCACACGUUUUCAUCCAAACCUCCGUUUUUCCACAGCCUAUCGCUUUGUGGCUCAGCUCAGUUCCCUAUUGUUUAAUCUCUUAGAACAGACAGGGGAAAAAACCCGCUCCGCUUGUUUAUAAACGGAUGCAGUGAGACAUUUUUUUUUUAAAAUCUGAUGCUCGGUGUUCUUGGCUCUGAAUGCUGCAUCCUUUGUCAACUUCUCCGAUUUCUCCACUUCGACUUGAGCUGCAUCAUGAAUAGUUUGGGAACAUCUUUCAAUCGUAUACCUCUGGAAUGCUCGGGAUUACACGGCCGAAACCAGGAGAGCAUGUAAACGCAGAUGGAGUUUGGGAUUUAUUGCAAAAUAAGGGAAAGAUGACCGUCUUCUCGUUGUGCUUGCUCCUGUGCGCAGAUCUGCUGGAUUUAGCCGUCGGAUAUUUGACAGUUACCAUAGAGCCACUGCCUCCUGUUGUUGUCGGUGAGACUGUAACCCUCAAAUGUAACUUCAAAACCGAUGGAAGGCUGAGAGAGAUUGUUUGGUACAGGGUCACAGAUGGAGGUACAAUCAAGCAGAAAAUUUUCACCUAUGAUGCCAUGUUUAAUACAAAUUACUCUCAUAUGGAGGACAACCGCAGGCGUGAAGAUCUUGUGUAUCAAUCAACCGUCCGGCUCCCAGAGGUACGGAUCUCAGACAAUGGGCCUUAUGAAUGCCAUGUGGGCAUAUAUGACCGGGCAACGAGGGAGAAGGUUGUCCUGGCUUCAGGAGAUGUUUUUCUUACAGUUAUGUCUCCUCCAAACAACAUAUCAGUGCUGGCUGAGAACACUCCAGCCCCCUUCAGUCGAUACCAAGCUCAGAAUUUUACUCUUGUCUGCACAGCAAAAGGAGGAAAACCAGCCCCAUCGGUGUACUUUAAGCGUGAUGGUGAGCUGAUAGAGGUGAUUUCCUACACUGAGCCCUCCACCAGCGAGCGAGCAGCCGGCUCAGCAGGAUGGAGAGGAGCCAGGCCACUCAUCAGCAGGGACCUUGAUGAGACCAAACUGCAGCGUUCCCUCUCCCUUCUCGAUCCGGAAGGCCGGUCGGCCCGUCUGUACACAGAGAGCCCUCAGCGCGUCCACACUCAGGGCCAGCAGGCCUAUGAACCCAGCCCUGCAACAGAGGUCAUUCCAGAGACAGUGGUGAGCCGAGAGUUCCCCCGCUGGGUGCACAGCACGGACCCUCUGUACUACUUUAGUCACACUCAGAUCCCUCAGAGCGACGGCUCUGUUGUGGUACAGGCUCGACUUACCUGGACCCUCAACCCUCAGCUGGAUAACGAUGCCCUAUUCAGCUGUGAAGUUAAGCACCCAGCAUUAUCCAUGCCCAUGCAGACAGAGGUCACUCUGGCUGCUCCUAAGGGUCCUAAACUCUUCAUGACCCCCACUAGGGCAAAGGUUGGGGAUACAGUGCGCAUCUCUGUACAAGGAUUCCAGAAUGAAGUAUUUCCUGAGCCACUCUUCACCUGGACACGGGUGGGAGGCCGCCUACUGGAUGGCAGUGCCGAGCGUGAGGGGAGAGAGCUGAUUCUGGAGAGAGUGCCGGCAGAGCUCAACGGCUCUAUGUAUCGCUGCACUGCCCAGAAUCCUUUGGGUUCUACAGACACACACACUCGUCUCAUAGUUUUUGAAAAUCCAAGCAUGAUGAAAAACACGCAGAAUCCGAACAAUGAAGCCACUCGCACAGAAAAGUGUGGACUGACGUGGCUUGCACUUGUUCUCACAGUUACAGUGGGACUGACGUGAAACGGCUUCCUCAAGACGUUCUCCCUCACAGAUAUAGACACACAUUUUGGCCAUACAAAACACAACAUCUGAAUAUGCACACAGAAAACACAUACAUACAGUUCAAAGACCUUCCACAAUCCUGCAAGCCUACUCCAGUCAUCAACAGACCCUCUGGUCAUCUGUCAAACAAGAAACAGUGCCACCACGUGAUGGUACUUUGUUUUAUAACAAAAUUAUAUUCAAGAUAAUAUAAAAAGAACAACGUGAUGAACUUCACAGUUACCACCUCCUAUAUAUUCCCUCCUAUUACUUUUUUUGUUCCUUGUCCCAAGUCUGCCUGUUGAUAAAAAAAAAAAUCAGAUGAUUUAAAACAGAAGAAAAAAAGCAUUUGGAUUUUAUUUUCAUGAGUCACAAUAUUAUUGGUGUUUUGUGAAAUGUGGACAAAUGGAACUGGCUUUGACUGCACCAUCCUAUCAACCACUCCCAUCUGUUACAUGUCCUGGAAUGGACAAGAUUAGCAACAAGCUGAAAUAUGAUGGGAGAACAGACCUCCAGAUGCUCCGAUUGAACUUUCAUUUAUAUAUAUAUAUAUAUAUAUAUAUAUAUAUAUAUAUAUAUAUACUUUUUCUUUCUGAUGGCUUGGAAUGUACAUGAAGAUUUAAAUGCAUUGAGAAAACUGGAGAAAUCUCUUUUUUGAGUGUAUUUUGUGUACUACAGUGUAAAUACUGAAAAAUAAUUAAAGAAGUUAUAUGGGUCACGGUGAGGAAUGGGUGCUGAGAUUGUUGGAGUUUAUGCUUCUCCACCUUUGUUUGUACUUCAUUCAACUUUCAGAUAUAAUUCUUGAUUGAGAGGAAGGAAUGAACAUUAUUUCUGUUUGUCACUUAGGCUUUUUAUAAGAAUUUGGCUGUUCUUCAAAGGACAGAGAAAAAAAACAAACAAAAAAAAAAAACAUUUGUCUGCUGUUUUGGGGUUGUGGUGCAUGUGACUUUUGAAGAUUCUUUCUCCUUUUCAUGUGUUGCAAGCGACAGCACCGCAGCUCUUUGUCACUAGCCUGUAACCCAGCUAUUUACUUGUGACCUACAUUGUGUAAAAUGCGUAACUCUUCCCCAGACAUUACCAGUACAAGUAGGAUCAUUUUAGCCGCCAUUCCAGGGAGGAGCUCACAAGAGGCAGCUUGUGUAAACAGGGUUGUUGCAUUUGUUUCAUUUCACCUGUAUUAAAAUGGAGAGAUGAUAAAACUCACAA